Phacochoerus africanus (Common warthog) is the source of this 1813-nucleotide messenger RNA. RefSeq names its product transmembrane protein 65 (gene TMEM65). The coding region runs from base 522 to 1310 and encodes 262 amino acids. The record is from RefSeq and is a predicted model, not a curated record. NCBI's taxonomy places the organism in Eukaryota, Metazoa, Chordata, Mammalia, Artiodactyla, Suidae. Gene Ontology annotation, biological process: cardiac ventricle development; regulation of cardiac conduction. Gene Ontology annotation, cellular component: mitochondrion. The transcript is spliced from 8 exons.
GAUGGCGUCUGAGGCCUGAAAGCGUGGUUGCUUUGAGGGCGCGGGAGUCGUACGGAGUGGGGACUAGGGCAAGUGAGAGGGUGGGAAAACCAGAGACAGAGGAGGGCGGUGCUGGAGAAGGGCGGCGCGUGGCUGACUCAUCCCUCUGGAAGAUCAGACUGACAGACACUAACCCUUGCCGGACCCGCCCGCCCGCCCGCGCCGCUUCUCCUCGGCUGGGAGGCGCCCGCCCGCACAGCCCGCCCGCCUUCUCCGGGAGCGCUCUCCCGGCCCGGCUGCCUCAGAGAAAGUUUUUGUCGUCGGAAGGGACUGGAGGCGCCACUGGCCUUUGGGAAGGGAAGGAGGACGGAAGAGGAGGCGACAGCCGCGUGGGCCCGGGGAGUGCAUGGUGCCCGGCGUCUCGGCUGCCUGUCAGGAGGACAUCGGGGCGGGGUCGAGCUGAGCCCAGCUCCUUCUUCGCGCAGCGGCGCCAGAAAUCUCCCUCCCGGACUGCCGCGGGGGUCCUCGCUCCUCAGCCCGCCAUGUCCCGGCUGCUGCCGCUGCUGAGGAGCCGGACCGCGCGCAGCCUGAGGCCGGGCCCGGCCGCCGCCGCGCCCCGCCCGCCGUCCUGGUGCGGCUGCGGGCGGGGGCUGCUGGCGCUCGCGGCCCCGGGCGGCCCCCGGGCCCUGGGUACCCACCCGAAGAAGGAACCCAUGGAGGCGCUGAACACGGCGCAGGGCGCGCGCGACUUCAUCUACAGCCUGCACUCCAGCGAGAGGACCUGCCUGCUCAAGGAGCUGCACCGCUUCGAGUCCAUUGCCAUCGCCCAAGCAUGCAGAUAUCCCAAACCCGAGAUUGCCAUUGUGAAGCGAGCAAAGGAGUUAUCAUCAGCAGAGGCCCCUGAUAGCUUUGAAAAAUUGGAAGCUCUACCACCCACCCCAGGACAGCUGAGAUAUGUAUUCAUCCACAAUGCGAUACCUUUCAUAGGGUUUGGCUUUUUGGAUAAUGCAAUUAUGAUUGUUGCAGGAACCCAUAUUGAGUUGUCUAUUGGAAUUAUUUUGGGAAUUUCAACUAUGGCAGCUGCAGCUUUGGGAAAUCUUGUGUCAGAUUUAGCAGGUCUCGGACUUGCAGGCUACGUUGAAGCUUUGGCUUCCAGGUUAGGCCUAUCAAUUCCUGAUCUCACACCAAAGCAAGUUGACAUGUGGCAAACACGUGUUAGCACACAUUUGGGCAAAGCUGUUGGGGUAACUAUUGGCUGCAUUCUAGGAAUGUUCCCUUUGAUUUUCUUUGGAGGAGGUGAAGAAGAUGAGAAACUGGAAAAGCAAAAUUAACUCUCUUAAAAUACCUAUAAAAAGAUGUAAACUAAUGUACCUCAUUAAAUAUGCUGUCCCAACAUAUAGGAAUUAAGGCAGUAACAGUGUAUAGAUAUGGGAUCAAAUAAUUCAGCAUGUGUUAUGGAAAACACUAACUUAUUGUGGCUUGGUUUUCUUAGGACAUCUUUUUAAAAAAACUUUUGUGUGAAUUGUUGAAAUGCUUUUUCAUCAGUGGCAGUCAACAUUUUACCUUUCCUUUUUCUUUCUUUGGAUACCAAAAUAUUGUUGAAGUAUCAGUCAUUGAUGUACUGUACUGACUUGGAGUUCGCCUGUUUGUUAUUUACCAUGUGUUUAUGCAUGAAAGUGUUUUCUGUUGUUGUUCCCUGUAGUUACAGUUGAAACCUGGAGAUUUUUUUCCAAAUUACUAGGAUGUUUAAUAUUAGUUAAAGAUUUAUUUUUUUUACUCUCUUUUUGGCAACUUCAGUUUUGUAGUGUUUCACAGUAAACAUUUACAAUCAUAU